AUGGAGGACAUUACUACAGGGAAAGAUCUGAUCCAUAUUAAUGCUACAGACAUAAAGGAAGAAGAAGAGACUGAUGUGAGCGGUAAUGAGCAGUAUAAGGAGGACAUUCCUGCAGGGAAAAAUCUGAUCAAUAUUAAUGCUACAGACAUAAAGGAAGAGGAAAAGACAGAUGUGAGCAGUGAAGAGCAGUAUAAGGACAACAUUCCUACAGGGAAAGAGCUAAACAAUAUUAAUGCUACAGACAUAAAGGAAGAAGAAGAGACAGAUGUGAGUGAUGAUGAGCAGUAUAAGGAGGACAUUCUGACAGGAAAAGAUCUGGAUAAUAUUAAUGCUACUGAUAUGAAGGAAGAAGAGACAGAUGUGAGCGGUGAUGAGCAGUAUAAGGAGGACAUUCCUACAAGUAACCACCCAUAUUCUUGUAGCAGGAGAUCAGAGGAGAAUCUUAUAUCUUCAGAUUAUAAAGCAGAUGAUGAUAUCACACAAGAUACAUAUGAAGAACAUUCCAUUAUCCCAGAUACACCCUCAGCCCUUCACAGCCAAGAUCUGUCAUCUCAUCCUUAUAUACAGGUCCUGUCUUCUCAGUCAUCACAGGAUGUUCAGCAAAAUAAAGGUCACAGAAGGGGUGUUGGACAUCAACGAGCUCAUACAGAAAAGAAACCAUAUUCAUGCUCAGAAUGUGGGAAAUGUUUUCCUUUUAAAUCACGUCUUGUUGUACAUCAAAGAAAUCACACAGGAGAGAAGCCAUUUUCAUGCUCAGAAUGUGGGAAAUGUUUUCAUUUUAAAUCCGGUCUUGUUGUACAUCAAAGAACUCACACAGGGGAGAAGCCAUUUUCAUGCUCAGAAUGUGGAAAAUGUUUUACUCGGAAAUCACAUCUUAUUCAACAUCAAAGAACUCACACAGGAGAGAAGCCAUUUUCAUGUUCAGAAUGUGGGAAAUGUUUUACUUUAAAAUCAAAUCUUGUUCAACAUCAAAGCGCUCACACAGGAGACAAGCCAUUUUCAUGUUCAGAAUGUGGGAAAUGUUUUACUCUGAAACCAAAUUUUAUUAAACAUCAAAGAACUCACAGAGAAGAGAAGCCGUUUUCAUGCUCAGAAUGUGGGAAAUGUUUUACUGUAAAAUCAAGUCUUGUUAUACAUCAAAGAACUCACACAGGAGAGAAGCCAUUUUCAUGUUCAGAAUGUGGGAAAUGUUUUACUGUAAAAUCAAGUCUUGUUCAACAUCAAAGAGCUCACACAGGAGACAAGCCAUUUUCAUGUUCAGAAUAUGGGAAAUGUUUUACUGUAAAAUCAAGUUUGGUUCAACAUCAAAGAACUCACACAGGAGAUAAGCCAUAUUCAUGUUCAAAAUGUGGGAAAUGUUUUACUUUUAAAUCCAGUCUUGUUGUACAUCAAAAAACUCACACAGGAGACAAGCCAUUUUCAUGUUCAGAAUGUGGGAAAUGUUUUACUCUGAAACCAAAUCUUAUUCAACAUCAAAAAACUCACACAGAAGAGAAGCAAUUUUCAUGCUUAGAAUGUGGGAAAUGUUUUACUCAGCAAUCGCAUCUUAUUCGACAUCAAAGAACUCACACAGGAGAGAAGCCAAUUCAGAGCAGUAAAUGAUGCAGAUAACACAUCUAUAUAUUAUCCAUGUACAUAGG
Messenger RNA from Hyla sarda, 1640 nucleotides. Its product is annotated as oocyte zinc finger protein XlCOF22-like. NCBI's taxonomy places the organism in Eukaryota, Metazoa, Chordata, Amphibia, Anura, Hylidae. Bases 1 to 1602 code for a protein of 533 amino acids. The record is from RefSeq and is a predicted model, not a curated record. The transcript is spliced from 2 exons.